This is a messenger RNA of Bradysia coprophila, 4240 nucleotides long. RefSeq names its product progestin and adipoQ receptor family member 4. The record is from RefSeq and is a predicted model, not a curated record. Gene Ontology annotation, cellular component: membrane. NCBI's taxonomy places the organism in Eukaryota, Metazoa, Arthropoda, Insecta, Diptera, Sciaridae. Gene Ontology annotation, molecular function: signaling receptor activity.
UUUCCUUUACAUAUUCAGUCCAACAAAAUUGCUCGAUCCGGCCACAAACAAGUUUCGCGAUUUGUUUAGGGGGUAAAGGAAAAAUGAUUUCAUUUUAAUGGGCUUUGGUUAAACAAAAAAAAAAGAGAAACAGAAAUAUUGCACAAAAAGUUCGAUAGUUUUAAAGGUUUCAUUGAAAUGUAUAUUCAUUUUCCCGUGUACAGUGGAUGGAAAUUGUUUGAAUUAUAAAAAUAGAAAAAUUGGGUUUUUCUCAUCAAUUUCGUGAAAUUUGUGAUCCGAAAAAAAUUAUACGUCUCAACCAUUGAAGAAAGUAUAGCAACAAAAAUGCUUGAAAGGUAGCAAAAACAGUCAUAAUAACAAUUCAUAAAUCGGCAGACGAAAUUAAAGAGUGCGUGUGUGAUAAAUAAGGAAGUGAUCUACACGAAAAAUGAUCGAAAAUAAUGAAUUGAUAGUUGGUUCGGAUGACAAAGCCAAUCACAUCGAAAUGGAUGGCAAUAAGAUCGAUCAAUUCACCAAGUCCACGUCCGUUGAUUUGCUCCAAUGGAAAGACAUGCCGCGUCAUCUACAGUUCAAUCCGUACGUUCACACUGGAUAUCGUCCAUUAACGAAUUUCAGGGGAUGCUUGAACAGCCUGUUUUACUAUCACAACGAAACGGUGAAUAUUUUAACGCACGGAAUACCAGUGAUAUACAUCUUGGCAACAGUUCCAUAUUUGAUGCCUUGGACCGAUUUCCGAUUUUUAUCGUGGUGCCACUUGAUUGGCUCUUUGGCACCGUGGUGUGGAAGUUUUCUUUACCAUUUAUUCAUGAAUCUCGACCAUGGCGAAGUGGUUUAUUAUCGAUUACUCAAGUUGGAUAUGUUUGGCAUAUGGAUGAGUCAAAGUUUCGGAGCCGUUACUUUUGUUACCGCAACGGGGUUUUGUUGGAGAAUCAAAUCAAUUCUUAUUUUGGGCUAUUGUGUGCUAUGUUUGUAUGGACUCUAUAAGGCAUUGUUAGCGUCUUCUCCUUGGCAACGGAGACUGUGCUUCCUAUUUCCGUUUGUGAUGAGAGUGCAUUUGGUAGUAUUAAGAAUGUUUAAAUUGGCUGGAGGAAAUACAGAAUCAAUGGUGCAUGUCUACUUACAGGACGGGGUAUCCAUUAUUGGCGGAGCAAUUGGUGCUGAACAUUUGCCGGAAAAAUGGUGUCCAGGAAGCGUUGACUUUUGCCUUAAUUCCCAUAAUAUUAUGCAUGUAUUAGUCGUCGUGGCAGUGUAUUCAAUGCACCAGGCAACUAUGAGAGAUAUGGAAUGGAUGUCGAAAGCCCAAUGCUAUGCAACCAAUGAAAGUGUACCUUUAGCAAGUAUUAAUCAAUCGCAUCCAGAGCUAUGACCAGUUGUUUUAAAAAAAUCGAAUCACAAAUUUAUUUCUUAAAUCUUGCAAUUACAUCUUCCUAUAUUGAAUCUUUAAACAAAACAAAAAAAUUCCAAAAAUUGAAUUUAAACAAUUAUUAAACAAAAAAAAUUAUUUAAUCUAAAAUAUAUCAACUUCCUAGGAUUAAAGUGAAAAAAAUGAAAAGAAAAUUUAAAACAAAAAAACAAAUAAGUUACAAAAAAAAUUAGAAAAUUAGGACAUUACGUAAAAGUAAUGAAAGAAGUACGCUUUUAAAACAAAUUUAGUCAGAAAUUAUUUUUAUUGUCGCUGCAUUGUUGACAAAAAAAAAAAAAUAUGUAAUAAAGAAAAAAAAUCAUUUUAACCAAAAAUUUAACAAAAGUAUUUAGUUUUGAGCGAAUAAAUACAAAAAUGAAAAUUAUUGUAUGAAUACAAAACAAAAUGAAAAAGAAAUAAUAUACCAAAUGGCUGUAUGUGUAAAUAUACAAAAGAAACGUUAUGUAUAUUAUAUAACACGCACAAGUUAUAUACUAUAUCAUGUAACACAUAUUCAUACAUAUGCACACACACACAAAAAAUAAACAAAAAAAAUGAAAACCCUUAGAUACAAAACUAAAAAUAAAUUUAAAAAUAAUACAAAAAAAAACCCUCAAACUAAAAAUGCUUCUAAUUAUGCUUCCUUAUGGCGCACCCCUUUUAAAAAUUACAUAAAAAAAUUAAAUUAACCCGAAAAUGGAUUUAGAUUUUAAGAAAUUUUAUUUUUCAGUUUUAGAUGGAUUUUUUUUAGCAAAUUUAUGUGUUGAACAAAUGAAAUGAACAUAGAAAAUAAUUUAAAAAUAAACUUAAAUGAUAAAAAAAACGAAAAACAAAAUUAUUUGUUUAUAGGAAGAAAAAUAAAUGAAUAUUUAUAACGGGAGAUAGGGAAAUACUUUGAUAGAUAAAUAAAUAAAAUAAAAUAAAAGAAAGAAAAAAAAAACAUAAAAACCAAAGAACAAAAAAUGAAAAAUUUCCAAAAAAUGUUGUGAUUCUUAAAAGCAAAAAAAUGACUUCGGUACUACAAUACAACUCUUCUAUAUUUGUAUAGUUUUUCAAUUUGAAAUAGUUCUAUUUUUACUACCAGAAUUUUAUCGUACGAAACAAGUUCUUCUUAUUUAAGUUACAUUUACGAAAAAACAAAACAAAACAAACAAAAGAAAAUCUAUAAAAACUUCAAAAAAUCUAACGGUCUAACAAGACACUUAUAAAAUAGUGACAAAGUAUUAAAGAAACGCAAAAAUGAAAAUAGAGCGAGAAUUACUGGACUUUAGGCUCCUGAUAAUUUUUAUUUUAUGUUUUCGUUUUGCCUCGGACGAUACGCUAUAUUAUACUGUUUCAAGAUUUAAAAUAAAAAAAUAUUUAAAAAAAAAGAAAAUAAAAAAAAGAAAACUAAAAUUAGCUGCAACAUCAUGUGCGAAAACAUGGAUUUAUGACAUUAUAGAAAAAACACGGAGUUCAGUAAUAUAAAAUUUAAACCGGAUAUAUAAGCAACUCAGGUAAUCACAGGUUUUUGUUAUAAAGAGACUGUCCCCGAUUUGUGGUCAUUCUAAUUAUAAUUAAUAAAACCCCACAACUUUUAUUUAAAAAAAAAAAAACAAAUUUUAUUUUAUCCUUCUAAAUAAAUAAGAUUUUCAAUUUAUUGCGUGAUCUCAUUCGAUUAGUUACCUUUGACAGACGGCUAUGAUCAUAAGCUAACGACAUCAGCAACAAAAAUAAAGUAAAAGAUUUUCAUUCAAUAUACAGUCUGUUUAAGGUUAUCUACGAGCCUGGUCUUAAGUUUUUGUUAAAGGUGUGUGUCUCCUUUUGGAGUCAGCCCACUUAUCCAAGGUAUUUCUUAUUAUCCAUCGAAAGACGACAAUACCAUACCGCGGGUAUUUCGUCCGUAAUACAUCUUCGAUAAAUCCGUACGUAAAUUUUAAAUGUUGGGGCUCUAAUUGUAAAUAUAUCCACAGAAUAAAAUUCGAUAAUAGGCUUCGGAUAGGUCGACCCAUCCACAAAAUCACAUUAAUUUUCAUAUAAACUUUGUCCAUUUAGGUUUUCAUGCAUUUCACUUAUAUUCCACAUGUUCCACAUGUACGAAAAUCCUCAAUAAGUUCGAAAUAGUUGAGAUUAAACCGUAAAUCGCUUCCUUUAGUUUUCGAUUAUUUUACUGUUGAUGUGGAACUUCUCCAAAGUGCCACUAGCGCGAUUUUGAGACGAUCGACUGUUAUAGCCUAAUGUGGAUUUGGGGGAUGAAUACGACAAAAUUCUAGACGUUUAUCAAUGGGCUUAACAGCAUAAUUUUUCUGAGCAUCUGAAAACGUCUUAGUGUCCCGAUUUUAAGUGAAACGUGAAUGCAAUAUCCUGAAACUCGAUUCUUGAGAAUAUUUUUAAAUUGUUGAAUUAUGAAAAUGAUUGGCGUUAAAGAAGCAUCUGAUUAAGAAAGUAGAAAUAGUUUUUUUUUUGUAAUAAUGUUGUGCAAAAGAUGUAUUCUGUCUAUCUGUUAUUUAAACUUAUCGAUCGAAACUUUCAUAGUGAUGAUCCACAGGCCGAACAUAUGCUUGUACACAAAUUGAAUGCUCUUCGCGACAUCACAUCUUAAGGAAAUCCAGCAGUACCACAAAUGUGAACGGUACGAUGCUAAAAGAACAGUUCUCUUUUUCUCAGCCUAAUUACAAAAAAAAAACUUAUUCGAUGCAUGCAACGAAAUGGAAUCUACCAUAGGAUGAGCUGAUAUUCAGUGCAAAAACAACAACCCCCCUUUCGUUACUUGUAUCGAUAAUAGCUUUGUGUUCACACCACCUUUAUUUAAUAAACGAUUAGGCAUUACGAGCCACUUUUUAUUCUAAUGAUCAAAAU